UUUUAAUACAAUACAACUGUAUAUAACCGAAAAUUAUUGCCAUCAUUUCUUUAAUUUCUUUUUCUGAUUUCUGCUCUAUUUUUCUCCAUGGACACAGAAUCAGUAAUGGAGUUUCUAGGUGGAGUUCCUUUGCUUCAGAGACUCCCUAGCUCUUCUCUUAUUAAAAUUUCACAACUCGUUCAAUUUAAACACUACGAAAAAGGAGAGUACGUUGCUCGCGCAGGAGAGAUUGCUCAGGGAAUCUAUUUCAUUUGGGAAGGAGAGGCAGAAGUAUCAGGAUCAGUUCAUGCUGAAGAUGAGUCUCGUCCCGAGUUUCUAUUGAAACGCUUUGAUUACUUUGGUGAUGGUAUCAUCACAUCUGUUCAGCAGGCGGAUGUUAUUGCUUUAACUAAGCUGACCUGUUUAGUGCUGCCUCAAGAACAUUGUUCUUUGCUUAGGCCUAAAUCAAUGUGGAGUGCUGAUAAAACUCCUGAUUCUUGCACCCUUGUCGAGAGCAUAUUGCAUUUGGAUCCAAUUGAAGUCAAUAUAUUCCAGGGGAUUACUUUACCGGAUGCCCCAAAAUUUGGAAAGGUCUUUGGUGGACAAUUUGUUGGUCAGGCACUGGCUGCGGCUUCAAAAACUGUUGAUUGCCUUAAAAUUGUUCAUAGCAUGCACUGUUAUUUUCUUCUUGCUGGAGAUUUCAACAUGCCGAUUUUAUAUGAAGUUGAGCGUGUACGUGAUGGGAAAAGCUUCGCUACUCGAAGAGUUAAUGCAAUACAAAAAGGGAAUGUUGUAUUUAUACUAAUCGCUUCAUUUCAGAAAGAUGAACAAGGGUUUGAACAUCAAGAUAUAACAAUGCCAAAUGUUCCAGAACCAGAGAUGCUACUGUCAAUGGAGGAACUGCGUCAAAGACGUCUAACUGAUCCCCGUCUUCCAAUGACCUAUCGGAACAAGGUGGCUGCCAAAGAUUUUGUUCCUUGGCCCAUAGAGAUAAGGUUUUGUGAGCCAAACAGUAACACCAAUCAGACAAAAUCUCCUCCCAGUGUAAGGUUCUGGUUUAGAGCUCGAGGAAAACUGUCAGAUGACCAGGCUUUGCAUAGAUGUGUAGCAGCGUAUGCUUCAGAUCUCAUAUUUCUUCAAGUUAGUAUGAACCCCCAUAGAUCCAAGGGUUUGAAAACAGCUAAUGUUAGUCUAGACCACGCGAUGUGGUUCCACCGACCUUUUAGAGCUGAUGACUGGAUAUUGUUUGUGAUUACAAGUCCCGCAGCCUCGCAUGCCCGUGGAUUUGUAUCGGGCCAAAUGUUUAGCAGAAAGGGAGAGCAUAUUGUAUCAUUGACUCAAGAGGGUCUUCUUAGGAAGGUUUCAGAACCAAAACCAGCCCCUGUCUCGAAGCUUUGAAUUUUGAAAUCGUGAUGUAAAAUCUAGAUUACGUAUAUUCUUUCGUCGUAUAUCAUAGUGUAUUUAUAAUGGUGCUACUAAAAAUCUCUAUAGCAACUUCCAUUGAAAUGUUUUUUAGUCACGAAA
Molecule: messenger RNA, 1503 nt
Organism: Mercurialis annua (annual mercury)
Lineage: Eukaryota; Viridiplantae; Streptophyta; Magnoliopsida; Malpighiales; Euphorbiaceae
Product: acyl-CoA hydrolase 2
Exons: 17
Coding region: 88-1377 (429 amino acids)
Biological process (GO): fatty acid catabolic process; acyl-CoA metabolic process
Molecular function (GO): fatty acyl-CoA hydrolase activity
Source: RefSeq, a predicted model, not a curated record